UGUAUGUGCAGAAGUUGGCUGGUGUCAGGGGCGACUGGUCUGGUUAAACACAGAGCAGGGGGGUUGGGAUUUUGAAUUUUGGGCCGAUAAAUUAACAUUUGAUAGCCAUGGCCACGGCAAUAAUGAGAGUGUUUUGGAAGAAUAAGGUGCCUCUCCAAAUCGGGCGCAUGUGUUACUCCUCGUCGGUGCCUACAACCAAGCUUUUUAUUGACGGAAAGUUCGUUGAAUCCAAGACUUCCGAAUGGCUGGAUAUUCACAAUCCCGCCACCAACGAGGUAAUCGCCAAAGUCCCCAAAGCCACCGAGGAGGAGAUGCUGGCUGCAGUGGACUCCUGCUCCCGGGCCUACACCUCCUGGUCAGAAACGUCCAUAUUGGCCAGGCAGCAGAUCUUCCUACGCUAUCAGCAGCUCAUUAAGGACAACAUUAAAGAACUGGCCAAGUCUAUCACGUUGGAGCAGGGCAAGACCUUGGCAGAUGCGGAGGGGGAUGUGUUUCGAGGAUUGCAGGUGGUGGAGCACACCUGCAGCAUCACCUCCCUCAUGCUGGGGGAGACCCUGCCCUCCAUCACACGGGACAUGGACACCUACACAUACCGGCUGCCUAUCGGCGUGUGCGCCGGCAUCGCGCCCUUCAACUUCCCGGCCAUGAUCCCGCUUUGGAUGUUCCCCGUGGCCAUGGUGUGCGGCAACACCUACCUGCUGAAGCCGUCGGAGCGAGUGCCCGGCUGCGCCAUGCUACUGGCCAAGCUGCUGCAGGACGCGGGCGCCCCCGACGGCACGCUCAACGUCAUCCACGGCCAGCACGCCGCUGUUAACUUCAUCUGUGACCAUCCUGCCAUUAAGGCCAUCAGCUUUGUGGGCUCCAAUCAGGCUGGGGAAUACAUCUAUGAGAGGGGCUCCAAGAAUGGCAAGAGAGUGCAGUCCAACAUGGGAGCAAAGAACCACGGUGUGGUGAUGCCUGACGCCAACAAGGAGAACACGCUGAACCAGCUGGUGGGCGCGGCGUUCGGGGCGGCGGGGCAGCGCUGCAUGGCCCUCUCCACCGCCAUCCUGGUGGGCGAGGCGCGCAGCUGGCUGCCCGAGCUGGUGGAGCGCGCCAAGGCGCUGCGCGUCAACGCAGGUGACCAGCCAGGGGCAGACGUGGGGCCGCUGAUCUCGCCCGAGGCAAAGCAGCGGGUGGACGGGCUGAUCCAGAGUGGCGUGGACGAGGGCGCCUCCCUGCUGUUGGAUGGCCGCAACGUCAAGGUCAAGGGUUACGAGAACGGCAACUUUGUGGGGCCCACCAUCCUCAGCAGUGUCACGCCCCAGAUGAAGUGCUACUCAGAGGAGAUCUUUGGACCUGUUCUGGUGGUGCUGGAGGCAGACAGCCUGGACGAGGCCAUCAGCAUUGUCAACAAGAACCCCUACGGCAAUGGCACAGCCAUCUUCACCACCAACGGCGCCACCGCACGCAAGUACACUCACGAGGUGGAUGUCGGCCAGAUCGGAGUGAACGUCCCCAUUCCGGUCCCUCUGCCCAUGUUCUCCUUCACGGGCUCCCGAGGAUCCUUCAGGGGUGACACCAACUUCUACGGCAAACAAGGAAUACAGUUCUACACUCAAAUCAAGACCGUGACCUCACAAUGGAAGGCGGAGGAUGCCACUCUGAAAACCCCAGCUGUCACCAUGCCAACCAUGGGACGCUAAAUUGCCCGCUGCUAGAAGAACAAUUCACCCAACUCUUCAAGAGGGAAAAAACAACUAAGAACUAUUCUCCUUGUAUGAAUUGACAUAUGCCACAAAAAUGACUUGACCCAUACCUACAACUGACAUGCCUUAAUGUUUAGGUCUAUAGUACAAUGGUGUGACUCUUUUACAGUAAUUUGGUGGAUCUUAAGGUUUAACGUCCUGCCAUUUGGCCCUGUUAGCUGAUAGAAUUGUUCCAACCCUCACAUACUGUGAAAAUGCACUAUGCAGGCUGAUACAGAGGAAUGUGGACAUGAUAGCUUACACAAAGCUUGGGCAGUGCAGGAUCCAAUCUGCGUAUGGUAAAGACCACUAAUGGCACAGUGGUAAUAGUCUUCAGUUGGAGCCCUCUACUGUACAUAUGUAGGAUAUGUGGCAUAUACUAGUGUUUCACCUCAUAUUGUCUUAGCAUUUCAAUUCACACUGCCUCUUCAGCAUUAACCUUUCAGUGCACAAAACCGGUUCAUGAUUAUGUGUGUAGCCAGGCAUUGCUAUGGUCAGGCGACUUUACUCUGUGAAGGAAUGUAUUUCACAUUAAAUUCAGAUAAUUUGUUUUAGGUCAUGGUUUGUUGGUCUGAUGACUAAUACCCUAUUCAGCAAGAUGAGCAUCUGCAGUAAAUUAAAUAAAGACCUUAUGUUCA
Molecule: messenger RNA, 2365 nt
Organism: Megalops cyprinoides (Indo-Pacific tarpon)
Lineage: Eukaryota; Metazoa; Chordata; Actinopteri; Elopiformes; Megalopidae
Gene: aldh6a1
Product: aldehyde dehydrogenase 6 family, member A1
Exons: 12
Coding region: 108-1685 (525 amino acids)
Biological process (GO): thymine catabolic process; L-valine catabolic process
Cellular component (GO): mitochondrion
Molecular function (GO): methylmalonate-semialdehyde dehydrogenase (acylating, NAD+) activity; malonate-semialdehyde dehydrogenase (acetylating, [NAD(P)+]) activity
Source: RefSeq, a predicted model, not a curated record